This is a messenger RNA of Laetiporus sulphureus 93-53, 795 nucleotides long. RefSeq names its product BAR-domain-containing protein. Bases 1 to 795 code for a protein of 264 amino acids. Gene Ontology annotation, molecular function: lipid binding; protein binding. Gene Ontology annotation, cellular component: mating projection tip; Rvs161p-Rvs167p complex; medial cortex. The record is from RefSeq and is a predicted model, not a curated record. Lineage: Eukaryota; Fungi; Basidiomycota; Agaricomycetes; Polyporales; Laetiporaceae. The transcript is spliced from 10 exons. Gene Ontology annotation, biological process: actin filament organization; endocytosis; actin cortical patch localization.
AUGAGUUGGUCAGGGUUCAAGAAGUCCAUGAACCGAGCAGGGACUACCUUGCUUCAGAAGACUGGUCAGAUCGAGCGCACGGUGGACAGAGACUACACGGAUGAGGAAGUGAAAUUCAAGACGUUCGAGAAGGAAUGUCAGAUGUUGCAGAAGGACAGCAAGGGAUACCUGGACGCGAUGCGAGCGAUGGCUAGUACGCAGAGUCGUCUCGCUGAUACGAUAGACGUGUUCUAUGGCGCGGCGGACAAAUCAUCGGAGAGCGCGAUGGCUGCGCAUGCGUACAAACGGGCGGUUGAUGACUUGGAUACAGGCAUUGGACGAGAGCUGGAUGCGCCGUAUAGGACGACUGUGAUGGAGCCGCUGGGCAAGAUGAAUGCUUAUUUCCCAAUAGUGAACGAGCAUAUCUCGAAACGUAACAAGAAGCUGUUAGACUACGAUGCUGCCCGUAGCAGGAUGAAUAAGUUAAUCAACAAGCCCAGCGAUGAUCCGACCAAGCUUCCGAAGGCGCAGCAGGAACAUGACGAUGCGAAGGAAGUAUUCGACAUGCUUAAUGAUCAGCUGAUCGCGGAACUUCCGCAACUGCUCGAUUUACGUGUGCCCUUCUUUGACCCGAGUUUCGAAGCGAUGAUCCGCAUGCAAUGCAAGUUUGCAGAAGAAGGUUACGAGAAACUCAGUGGAGUACAGAGAUACUUCGCGGAGAACGUGCGAGAUGACUAUGCGGCAGGACAGCUUGAUGCUCAGGUCGAGGGUGUUUUACAGGAGAUGAAGGAGCUUACGAUCUGCGGAGCGAGUUGA